UAUAAGUACCAGUUACUCCCUCAUCCGCCUCCUCACUCAAACCACUCCCUCCUCAUUUUCUCUCUACCAAACAGUUUAUCAUAAAAACCCCUAACAAAAUGGAAAUUGCAAAACUCUCCAAAGCCCCGCAAAAGCCCGUAGCCAAGCGACUAUGGCACAUAAUACGCGCAGUCUACUACAUGCUCUACAAGGGCAUCUCAAAGCACAACAAGCUCAUCAUCGACCUCGACUCCCGUCUCCUCUUCUGCCGGCAUGCGGACCCCACGAAAUCCUUCUACGUCCCCCGAGAAGUCGAGUUCAGCUGCAGGAACACUCCAAUAUUUUUCCAAAGAAAGAAGAUGAAGCGUUAUGAGAGCGCUAAGGAAAUCGCAAGAGCGUUCGAGAUGCUAGACAACGAGGAAGUUCAUGAGGACAGUUUUUGUUUUCAUGGGCCGAGUUUGAGCCCGAUAGUUUUGAAGGAGGAGAUGAUGGAGGGAGAGAAUGUGGAUGAAGAAGCUGAGGAUUUCAUUCGCAGGUUUUAUCAGCAGUUGAGGUCUCAGCAGGAGCCGUUGCUCGGUCGAGCUUGAUAUGAGAUUGCUGCCGGGGGUUGGAUUUGCAAAUAAAUAAUCGUUUGGUGCUUUUCCG
Asparagus officinalis (garden asparagus) is the source of this 624-nucleotide messenger RNA. RefSeq lists its product as uncharacterized. Bases 99 to 566 code for a protein of 155 amino acids. NCBI's taxonomy places the organism in Eukaryota, Viridiplantae, Streptophyta, Magnoliopsida, Asparagales, Asparagaceae. The record is from RefSeq and is a predicted model, not a curated record. The transcript has a single exon.